Neodiprion fabricii is the source of this 1024-nucleotide messenger RNA. RefSeq lists its product as uncharacterized. Bases 415 to 891 code for a protein of 158 amino acids. The transcript has 2 exons. Lineage: Eukaryota; Metazoa; Arthropoda; Insecta; Hymenoptera; Diprionidae. The record is from RefSeq and is a predicted model, not a curated record.
UUGAACCGACCUACAUGUGGUUAAAUGUGGAUUCUGAUUGAGCGCACAAUUCGCAGUGUCUUGACCCGGGCCUGGAUGAAACGAUAUCCGUCACGAUCGUCUAGCCUGGCUGAAAACUAUAACGAGUUCGACCGCACUCGAACCAUAAUUAACGUUCUCCGGAGCAGAGUGCCCCUCUUUGUCAAUUAUUUGAGGCAAGUUAUUGCGACACCGAGAAAGUUACACGGUGUCUCUUAGAAUAGUUUCUUCUCUCUUUCCAUCCAUCCCAAUUCUUACAAGGCGUGGUGCGCAACGAGUCCGACAACAAGACGUAUCGAGGAACACAAUGCAGAGGUGACUGAGACCAGGGUUACACCAUCGAGCGAACAUCGAUUUCGUACGCACACGUGUAGUUACUCUUACGGCUCCAACCCGAUGACGAUGAUGAGGACUAAAACCGCACGCCAAGAGGCCGGCAACCCGGGGAACAAAAUGGGCCCGAAAUCGGGCCACGAUGACGCAACGGGCAAUCGGCAAACGAGCCGCGUACGCAGUGAGUCAGCUGGUGUGAAUCGAUCUCUACACAAGGUGCGGAUCCGCCAAGUUGCUGUGGUGGUAGGCACUGUAACACCUCCUGCAUCAGAGGUACGGCAGAAGCGGGAUCAUUGUUAUUGGGGAAGAUUGCAUAACACCAACGGUAUACAAGGAACCUCGAGUUGCGCAGAGGGCAACGACACCCGCCAUCUUGUGAAAGCUUACUCGACCUCCCGAUCACCACGUGUUUCACCCGACGAGGAGGACGUGUGCGGGGGCCUCGUGAGCGUCGAGGUAUCCUGUUAUCCUGGUACCCUGGUCACGACCGCAGACUUUCAAGGGUGGCAAUCGAAGAAUGACCGGGCAGAAUUUAACUGAAACUGACUGCGAGGUCUGUGGGCCGUUUAUUCAUCUCCUAUUGUGAAUGUGCUCGUCUUUGGACCGUUUAUUCUUGUCCUAUUGAGAAUGUCUGUUACGCGCGCGGUACGAGCAGCGAAUUAUACGGUCACGU